Messenger RNA from Cavenderia fasciculata, 477 nucleotides. RefSeq lists its product as uncharacterized. The record is from RefSeq and is a predicted model, not a curated record. The coding region runs from base 1 to 477 and encodes 158 amino acids. NCBI's taxonomy places the organism in Eukaryota, Evosea, Eumycetozoa, Acytosteliales, Cavenderiaceae. The transcript is spliced from 2 exons.
AUGGUUUUUCUUCUCAUUUUAUCAGCAACACAUGCAUUGAGUAUAGAUUUGAGUCCUCUUCUUCUUCUUCUCCAAUUCAACCCAUUUACCCAACUCUUGAACCACAAUUAUAAUUUAAGAAUUGAAAUAUUUGGAGUAGGAAUAACCAGUAUUAAAUCAUCAGUUGAUCUUCCAUCUAGACAGAAUACAGAGCUUGUUGGACAACUUUUAAAUUGGACUCAUUGCAAUCGAUUGGUUCAUCCAAAUAGUGGAAAGUGUUUGUUUAAUUUGACACUUCCAAACAAAAGAGUUGUAGUAUAUCCUGGAGAAAAUAAUACUAGAUUAUUUAUGCAAUCUAAAACGGUAUAUUGGAUAGAAGGAGGAGCUGAAUCUGGUUUAUUGGUCGAUGGAAAAGAAAGAAGAAUUGAUUUGUAUUGUAGAUCCUCUAUCCUUGUUCCUCAACCAGGACAUCCAAUACAUUCAUUCAUCCUCAAGUAG